Molecule: messenger RNA, 1800 nt
Organism: Penicillium expansum
Lineage: Eukaryota; Fungi; Ascomycota; Eurotiomycetes; Eurotiales; Aspergillaceae
Product: ubiquitin carboxyl-terminal hydrolase
Exons: 3
Coding region: 1-1800 (599 amino acids)
Biological process (GO): protein deubiquitination
Molecular function (GO): cysteine-type deubiquitinase activity
Source: RefSeq, a predicted model, not a curated record
AUGGCCAACCCUAAACCCACAGAGGAAUUUGAAGAGGAAUUGGAAGAGGAAUUGGAAGAGGAAUUGGAAGAGGAACAGGAAUUGGAAGAGAACUUCGAAGAGGAAGUGUUGGAAGUGGCAGAUGAAACAGAGCCAAGAGAAAAGUCAGGAAAAGAGAAAAGGACAUUGAGAACCGUCAUCCCCAAUUAUUGGCAUCCAGACUUCCCUGACAAAACCACCGUGGGCUUUCCAAAUGACGGAGUUGACUGUUAUCGAAAUGUCGUCUUCCAAAUGAUUCUACAUAUGCCGAUUUUCUACAAUUGGCUCAUCUGGUAUAGGGAGCACCAUGCCCCUAAGGGUUACGUUUGCAAUCUGGGCUCAUCUGAAGAAGGUCCCAGCGAAUGCCAAGUUUGUCAACUUGCUGAGAUCUCCCAGGCUUACUGGGCAGGUGAAACGGAAAGUUGGAUGCCUACCUUUGAUUCCCUAACACACUCGCUCUUGCAUGGUUGGAAACCAGGUGGAGUUGACUCGGAACAAGACCCGGCAGAAUAUUUUGAAGUGCUUUUCAACGCCAUCAAAAAUAGCACCAAGCCUAUGAUGCAAGGAGAUUUGGAAGAUAUCUUCCGGGUCGAAAUCAUCCAAGCAAUGAGAUGCGCCGGGAAGAACCCUUGUGACCCAAAAUACACCCUAGAUCCGUGCUUGUUCAUGAGGAUCAGCUUAUCCGGGGAAGAGGGGGAUAUACUCCCCGAGAAGCCUACUUUGAGCGAUAUAAUCGCACAGCACUUUGACCAUGAGGACGAUUUCGGUGUGUGUGCGCAGUGUGGAGGCAAGAAGACAGCCAAAGACCAAAUUGGAAGUUUUCCUGAGCUUCUCUUGGUCCAUCUCAACCGCACCAGUCAGUCGGGCAAGAAGAUCGACACCCAUGUCUAUCUGAGCGAACAGUUAAAUAUCGAGACACGGUUCAUGGAUGAACGCUGGGGCAACGAACGAAAAGUUGUACAGUAUAAAUUAACUUCAGUGGUCUUGCAUCAUGGUCAGGAUGUGACACGAGGUCAUUACAGUAUCGGCGUUAAGGGUAAAGGGGAUGAAUGGACCAAGGCGAAUGACACUGAAAUCUCGGACUGGAACCCCGAAGGGCGCGGAGGCAACCCAAACCAUCUCGCCACCGGUUAUCUCUUUACAUAUCGCCGAUUACCCACAGAUGACCCAGUACGGAGACACCCAGAGCCACAGACAGCCGAGGAAAAUGCUGUGGAAAUCGACGCCGCUUUAGCAUGGGACGACGAGGCUUUGUUCGCGGAUUUUGAUUCUGGGCCAGUACCAGAAUCAGGCUCCUAUGUCUUGGGAAAUGACCCCAAGGCAUUGGGGAAGUUACUAGGUGCGAUGAUACCCAAGGUUGUUGAUAGCUAUAUAGCUCGCUCAGCGGAUGCGAGGCGCAAGGAGUGGGAUAAAUGGGCGAAUGAAUGGGAGAAGAAGAGGGGAACGGUCAAAGCAAAGGCUUCGACUUUUGCUAUUGGUCCUGCCAUUGGUUCUGAUAUUAACACCGGUUCCAAUGAGGAUAUAGUCGACUGGAAUAAGCAACGAGGACGACUUGAGAUAACUUUGACUGGAGAUGCGGGCAAAGGGGCAAAGGUGUUGGAUCUUGAAGUACAAGGAAUGCACUAUAAUCGACUCAAGAGGAAGAAAGGAGAGAGGACAGAGGAAGAAGCCUCGGAAAAAGAUUCGACAUUUAGCAAAUUUAAGAGAAAGGUGCAAGGUAAAGCGAAGGAAUAUGGCAAUGGGAAGGGAAAUAGGAAGGGGAAGGGGAAUGGGAAGAAGUAG